This is a messenger RNA of Tilletiaria anomala UBC 951, 150 nucleotides long. Its product is annotated as S-adenosylmethionine synthetase. Gene Ontology annotation, cellular component: cytosol. The record is from RefSeq and is a predicted model, not a curated record. The transcript has a single exon. The annotation marks the transcript as partial. Gene Ontology annotation, biological process: S-adenosylmethionine biosynthetic process. Gene Ontology annotation, molecular function: methionine adenosyltransferase activity; ATP binding. NCBI's taxonomy places the organism in Eukaryota, Fungi, Basidiomycota, Exobasidiomycetes, Georgefischeriales, Tilletiariaceae.
GAGAUCAUCCGCAAGAACUUCAACCUGAAGCCUGGUGUCAUUGUUCGCGACCUCGGCCUGCAAAAGCCGAUCUACCGUAAGACCGCCGCCGGCGGUCAUUUUGGUCGCUCGGAGUUCAGCUGGGAACAGCCAAAGAAGCUCAGCGCCUAA